ACGACGCCGUAAAUUCAUUGCCUUCAUGUCUUCCAUGCAACCCAAUCUGAACGCCACGCAAAACUGGGAUAACCUUCCCGAGACAUCGAGGAAUGGGAGUCUGAUCUCAUGGAAGAAUAUCCGAGCCUCUUCGCCGACUCCGAGAUAAAGAAAUGGGGGAUAUUGUGCGGAAGAGGAUGGGAAGGACUCAUUCGCCAGAUUUGCGAGAAGCUCAAAGAAACUGACGUCAUCUUCACACAAAUCAAGGAGAAGUAUGGUGAGCUGAGAAUAUCCGUGGAAAAUGGAGAUGAGGAGAUUUGGAAGUAUCUGCUAGAGAUGGAAGAGAAGGCGAUGAAGAUAUGCGAGGAAUGCGGUGGACCGGGUAACUUGGCUGAUUCAGAUGGGUGGUUGUUUACUAUGUGUGAGGAAUGUGCAAAGAGGGAAGCGCAGGAGUAUACGUGGGUGGAAGAAGUGCAGCAAGAGACGAUGGUCCUUGAGCUUGACAAGUUUUGCAGGACAGUCCUGAGGAACAAUGAUAUCUGACAGCUUUUGUGGGAUAGUUCUGGGGAGCGAUGUCACUCAACGCGUCCAUGAGUACCAAUACUGCAGAGAACGUACAUAAUUUGUGUCGUAGUCUUUCUCGUCCAUUCUCCAUCGUCGCCCUAUUUACACUGUUUGAAAACUCAUUUUUGUCACAUAGUGCUAGGGUCUGCCAUACGGUGAUGAAGGAAAUAUUGCUUCUACAACACAUCAGCUUGGGCAUAGCAUUGUAAUAUGGAAAGUGGGUAA
Molecule: messenger RNA, 768 nt
Organism: Desarmillaria tabescens
Lineage: Eukaryota; Fungi; Basidiomycota; Agaricomycetes; Agaricales; Physalacriaceae
Exons: 2
Coding region: 109-522 (137 amino acids)
Source: RefSeq, a predicted model, not a curated record